Molecule: messenger RNA, 510 nt
Organism: Quercus lobata
Lineage: Eukaryota; Viridiplantae; Streptophyta; Magnoliopsida; Fagales; Fagaceae
Exons: 2
Coding region: 1-510 (169 amino acids)
Source: RefSeq, a predicted model, not a curated record
AUGGCUGUACACUCCAAGAAUGAAACCUUGCUGUGCAAGGUUUUCCCAUCCAGUCUAGGGCCUGUGGCGAAGAGGUGGUUUGAUGGGUUGAAGGCAGGUUCCAUCAAUUCUUUUAAGGAACUCACCCGAAUGUAUUGGGAGAUGUUCAACAAGAUAGACGGUGAUUUUGAAGACGUGGCCAUUAGCACUUUCAAGCUUAGCCUGCCUGCUGAGCACGGCCUAAGAAAGUCUUUGACGGGGAAACCUGUUACUCGUAUACGUCAACUCAUGGUAAACGCCGUGUUCCGAGAACCGGUGCAUCAGGUUUCAGAGAAGAUCAAGAACAAGCUGUAUUCCAAAUGGCCGAACAAGAUGAGUGGAGAUCCUUUAAGGCACAACCAAAGCCUCCAUUUUCAGUGCCACCAAGAUUGGGGACAUACCACAGAGGAUUGCCGAACUCUGUGGAACCAUCUGGAGCAACUAGUUAAGAAGGGGAAGUUGCAACAAUUUUUACAUCAACCUAACGUAUGA